Molecule: messenger RNA, 621 nt
Organism: Cyprinus carpio (common carp)
Lineage: Eukaryota; Metazoa; Chordata; Actinopteri; Cypriniformes; Cyprinidae
Exons: 5
Coding region: 13-621 (202 amino acids)
Biological process (GO): response to bacterium
Source: RefSeq, a predicted model, not a curated record
ACACCUUUAUGCAUGACAAACACAAUGGCGAAAGUCAUUUUCUUCUUCUGUGUAUUUUCUAAUAGGAUUAUGCCUUUCUCAUCCAAUGAUGCGUCAGUGCGAGGGUCUUCUGAUCUGCUGAGAGUUCAGAAGGGAGAAAACAUCAGUCUGAACUGCAGCAUGAGAAACAGAUAUGAAGUCGCCUGGUAUCGCCUCAGAUCUGGAGAACUGGAUCUACUGAUUGCAGCAGAGAAAGACAAAACGGGAAGAAAACUUCUGACGAACUACAAUAAAAACAGUACUUUGGUGAAAAUGACUGCGGACACAUGGGUCACCAGAGCCACACUAGAGAUUUCUAGAGUAACAGAGUCAGAUUCAGGUCUUUAUUUCUGUGGAACAAAGUCUGAUGCUCCAGAGAUGUUCUUCGACAAACCCAUCAGACUAGAGAUCGAGGGUCUCAUUGUAGUACAAGAGACAAAAGAAGUUGACAACACAGACGGGGUGACGCUGACGGAGCGUGUGCUGAUGUUUGGUGGUGUUGGUCUGGCUGUGGUUGUGUUUUUUCUGGCUACAGUCAUUGUGGGAGGAAUCAUUCACCAUCGCGGUUGGCAGAAGGGAUGGAUGGAGGGCAGAAAUCUCUAG